This is a messenger RNA of Trachemys scripta elegans, 1861 nucleotides long. RefSeq lists its product as uncharacterized. The transcript has 7 exons. NCBI's taxonomy places the organism in Eukaryota, Metazoa, Chordata, Testudines, Emydidae. The record is from RefSeq and is a predicted model, not a curated record. Bases 126 to 1496 code for a protein of 456 amino acids.
AACACGGGGAGGCGGAAGGGCCCGAGUGUUGCCGAAGCGGCCCGAGCGUGCUCGGAGGCCGGUACCGUCCGGCCCUGGGCGGUGGUUUCCGUGAGUAGCCGCCCGGCGCAGCGGCCGGCCCGGACAUGGCCUCCUUCAUCGCUCAUCCUUCCGUACGCAUCAAAGGAACAGAACACAGCUACAGCCCGGUUUUGUGCCAAGAUGACCAGUGUGCUGCCAGUAUCAAAGGGAGGCACACCCACUGUCCAUUCUGCAGCAUUUCAGAGGCUUAUCAGGACCCGUUCAUUCUCCGGGCUCACUACCGGGUCAAACACGUGGACAAGGGGCUUGACUUUGCAGGACUGAAGAUCCUGCGCUGCUGCAAUCACUGUGAGAUCGUGGGCACGAUCAAAGGGGAGAAGAAGUUCAAAGGGGCACACUGGCACUGCUACCGCUGCCGCAAUGGCUUCAACCGGCGGGACGAGGCAGUGAAGCACUACAAAACCCACUUCCGGAACCCCCACACCACCUUCCAGAUCCAGAUCACACAGGACGUCAACAGUCGCCAGUAUUACCAGCACAGCACCGAAGCCCACCCCAAGGCCUAUGGCAGCCUCCAUGUCUCCACCGGAGCCAGCGUCGAUGUGAUGGCCAUAGGCUCGGUGCUGGCCCAGACCGUCCUGGCAUCAGGAUCGCCUGUCUUCUCCCCCGACAAAGGGACAGAAAACCUCUUGGACAGCCCUGUCAAGCCCAGUGAGGGGCUGGAUCAGAACCUGCUGGAGAAACAACUGAUUGAGCUGCACCAGCAGAACCAGCAGCUGCUGGAGGAGAAGAAGGAGAUGGAACAGAAGCUUCGGGCAGAGAUCCUGCAGCUAAAGGAACAUAUUGCCAGCAUUGUCCAAGCUAACAUCCGCAUGGCAGAGGAGCUGAAACGGUACCGAACCUCAGAUGACCUGGAGAAGAAAGUCAGCAAGAUGGUUGAACAGAUGGAGUGGCAGCACCGGGAAUUGCUGCGGAUGCAGGUGGCAGCUCUGCGGAAGGAGUUUGCCCAGAAAGAGAGUCGGCUGACAAACGGCAAAUCCACACCUCCAGCAGACGCUGCCCUGGAAACCAGGGAGCCGGCUGUGACCUCCUCCAUGCACACUCUUCUGGCCAACGCUGCCCUGGCCUCCCGGUUCACCCUGCCCAACAGUCUGGUGGGUCCCCAGGACACUGUGACACCCAGGCCGUUAGACAUUAGCACUGGGGAUGUCAUUUCCUUCACUGAGCCGCCAGAAAGCUUCCCUGGCACUGGGGGCAACAGCCUGGAAAAGCUGGAGAUCGUGGAGCUGCACCUGGACACAAAACCGAGCAUAGCGAACCAGGAAGCUGGCUCCCCACCAGCUCACGUCCAGCUCCUACCCACUGGCGAAAUGAACGAACCCAUGGGACUGCUGCCUUCACCGGGCGGAGAGAAGCGGCUGGCACAGCACAUGUUGGCAAGAGAAACCAAAGCCAAACAGCAGCGGACAGUCUGAUCCCACGCGGGGAGCUUACAACACACAAGCCCUGACAGACCUCUCUCUUCCUAAGCCAGUAGCCAAACAAACUUGCCAGUUCCGUUUUGUAGCCAGUGCUUUAAACUGAUAGUUAUACAUGGUGCUGUCAGUUAUUAAACUGCCCUUAAGUUAUACAUUUAUCCAUAUAUUUAAGUAUGAAAUUCUUUCCUUGGUGUAUGUCUGGUGCGUACUGGGCAGAAAAGAGUUACACACACCUCAGGGCCCAGUUGACUUUUCUCCAACAGAAUAGAUUUAACCCCUGAAAUGCCUGUUAAUUAAACAAAAUAAAUUGAUUGUGUCAUUCCAUGGAAUGGGCAACAGGGGAGGAUCACUCGAUGAUUCCC